AUGCCCGGGGGAUCUGGAGGUUACUCUGCCCGAGGACGGGCAACAACGCGGCGAGGAUACCCCUACGGUGGACUAGGAGGCUAUCCAUUUGGAGGAUACCCCUAUGGAGGCUCUGGGGUAUAUCCGUACGGCGGAGUCGGAGGACCAAUGCCUGCAGGACCUGGAGGAUUUCCAUUUGGGGGGAGAUGUGGGAGACUAGAGGACGCAUGCAGGAGACUGGGUCGGACAGCCGCAGAUGACCGGAGGAAUCUGCAGGAUUCCGCAUUCGGGGGAAAUGGGCAGGACCCAAAUGCAGGAGCGACAAUGCUGGAGGACCUGCAGCGACCAAUGACGGAGAGGGACCUGUGA
Ostertagia ostertagi is the source of this 348-nucleotide messenger RNA. The record is from the annotation of a GenBank genome assembly. Lineage: Eukaryota; Metazoa; Nematoda; Chromadorea; Rhabditida; Trichostrongylidae.